Molecule: messenger RNA, 1934 nt
Organism: Brachypodium distachyon (stiff brome)
Lineage: Eukaryota; Viridiplantae; Streptophyta; Magnoliopsida; Poales; Poaceae
Product: transcription factor FAMA
Exons: 4
Coding region: 331-1668 (445 amino acids)
Biological process (GO): guard cell differentiation; positive regulation of DNA-templated transcription; stomatal complex development
Cellular component (GO): nucleus
Molecular function (GO): protein dimerization activity; DNA-binding transcription factor activity
Source: RefSeq, a predicted model, not a curated record
GGGUGCAUGUGAGAAAAAUAACUCACCGGCCGCCCGGAGGAGCCUUCCCGUUCCAUCCUCCGGGAGGUGCAUGGCGCGGUGGAAUUCAUCCUAGCUCCUCCUUCCCAAUUAAUGCAUCCGAGGCUCCUCCUCCUCCAUUUUCCGCCGUGACGGAAACCCACAAAUUUAAUCCACAUCGAUCCCUUCUCUUCUCCUUGCUCUAGCACUGCAGGCUUGCUUGGCACUUCUUUGCGGUGCAAACCACACCAUCGCAGAUCGAGAGCUAAGCCAGCAUGCGUCCGUCGUGAAUUUAUCAAAGCUAGAGCCGUCCAUACGUGUUCCUUCUGAUCAAUGGAAAAACAGUCGGAGCAGGGAAGCAACAACCAGCAGCAGCAGCAGCUGGACAGCUUUGCUCCGCUGGACGGGGCGGCGCCGGAUCAGGACCAGAUCAUCGGCGGCGGCGCGGGAGCCGAGAUGGUGGACUACAUGCUGGGCCAGCAAACGCCGCCGCCUCCCCCGCCGCCGCACGGCCACGUGUCCUCCUUCGACAAGCUCAGCUUCUCCGACGUGCUGCACUUCGCCGACUUCGGCCCCCGGCUCGCGCUCAACCAGCCGUUAUCCACCCACCACCCGGCGGACUCCGACAACGACGAAGACAGCUACUUCUUCAGGUUCCAGCCGUCCCUCCCAGCCGCAGAGGACUCCGACGACCCCACCGCUCAGCACGCGGCGGUCACCACCCAAGGAUCGGGAGGCGAUCACGGUACCGUGGGCGGCGGGGUUUCGGAGAGCACAACGACGCUGGUGCAGCCGCAGCAACAGCAGCAGGAGACUGUGGGAGGGGGCAAGGGUGGUGGCGGCGGCGGGGCUGGGAAUAAGAGCGGGCGGAGGAAGCGGCCGCGGUCCACCAAGACGAGCGAGGAGGUGGAGAGCCAGCGGAUGACGCACAUCGCCGUCGAGCGCAACCGCCGCCGCCAGAUGAACGACUACCUCCGGGUCCUCCGCUCCCUCAUGCCCGGAUCCUACGUCCAAAGGGGAGACCAAGCCUCCAUCAUAGGAGGCGCGAUAGAGUUCAUCCGCGAGCUCGAGCAGCUAAUCCAGUGCCUCGAGUCACAGAAGCGGCGUCGUCUCUACGGCGACGCGCCACGUCCCACCGCCCCCGACAUCUCCACCGGCGCCGGGGCGCCGCCAGUAGUACCACCACCCGCGACAUCCUCCAUGCUGCAGCACGAGCAACAAGCCGCACCACCGCAAGGGCCGCCGCAUCACGACGCCCCGGCGCCGUUCUACGUCGUGCCCGCCCCGUCGCCCGGGACGAGCCUCCCGUUAAUCCCGGUUAUCAGUGACGACGGUGUUGCCAAGGGGAUCGACGACCUCGACGGCGGGCUCGGGCGGGAGGAGGUGGCGGAGAACAAGUCGUGCCUGGCGGACAUCGAGGUGCGCGUGCUGGGCGCCGACGCCGUGGUCAAGGUCCUUUCCCGGCGCCGGCCGGAGCAGCUCAUCAAGACCAUCGCGGUCCUCGAGGAAAUGCACUUGUCCAUCCUACACACCAACAUCACCACCAUCGACCAGACCGUCCUCUACUCCUUCAACGUCAAGAUCGCCGGCGAGCCAAGAUUCACGGCGGAGGACAUCGCCGGCGCCGUCCACCAGAUCCUUAGCUUCAUCGACAUCAACUACACGUUAUGAGUAUCCAUCUCUCGUGUACACUUUGUACUCAAAGUUGAGCGCUUGUUUGAUGACGACGAGGCGGCUAACUCCAAUCGAAUUCUAUUUGUUCAGCGUGUGCUAUUAAUUAUAUCACGCUAUAUAUGUUUAUCCUUCGCUUCUAUGCGUGUAAGCUGAUUAGGCAGCCAAAGACACUACCAUUACGUUGUUUUAUUCACUGAAUAUGUAUGUAUGACGAAUUAUUAGCUAAGUAAAGAGGUCUAUUUAACUUAACUUCCACUUUCUCA